This is a messenger RNA of Daucus carota subsp. sativus, 688 nucleotides long. RefSeq names its product cell wall protein IFF6-like. Lineage: Eukaryota; Viridiplantae; Streptophyta; Magnoliopsida; Apiales; Apiaceae. The record is from RefSeq and is a predicted model, not a curated record. Bases 88 to 543 code for a protein of 151 amino acids. The transcript has a single exon.
UACAAAUAUUCUUCAUCAAUUACAUUACAAACUUAUAUUACAAGCAAGCAUAUAUUAAGUUUCCUCAAGUUUCUUUAAAAAGAAAGAAUGGCUGCUGGAAAUACUGUAGGGUUUGGUGUUAUGGUUCUUGUAAUGUCUGCUUUUAUAGUAUCAGAGUGCAGAGUUGCUAGGAAGGACUUAGGUUUGGACCUUGGUGGAAUAGGUGUCGGAAUUGGAGCUGGGAUUGGUCUAGGCUUGGGUGGCUCGGGUUCAGGGUCCGGAGCUGGUGCUGGUUCUGGCUCAGGAUCUAGUUCGGGAUCAAGUUCAUCUUCUUCAUCCGGAUCUGGUUCGGGGUCAUCCGGGUCUAGAGCAGGUUCGGAAGCAGGUUCACAUGCAGGAUCACGUGCCGGUUCUGGAGGCGGGUCAUCUGGAGCAGGCUCUGAAGCGGGUUCUUAUGCUGGCUCACAUGCCGGGUCAAGGUCUGGUUCAGGAGCUGGUUCAGAAGCAGGCUCGGAGGCUGGUUCCCAUGCCGGUUCCAGGGCAGGGUCUGGUGGCAACAACUAAACAAAAUAUUAAAAAAUCAAUUAUAUACUUGUUCUAGCAACAAGAAAUAAGUGGCAGUAAUAUGUUUGCAUGUGUCAGUGUGUUGUAGGCUCUAAUGAUUGUCAUGUUAUGUAUAAAUUAAUAAAAUUAAACCAGUAAUGUUGCA